Messenger RNA from Colletotrichum higginsianum IMI 349063, 1296 nucleotides. RefSeq names its product 1,3-beta-glucanosyltransferase. The coding region runs from base 1 to 1296 and encodes 431 amino acids. Gene Ontology annotation, cellular component: fungal-type cell wall; cytoplasm. Lineage: Eukaryota; Fungi; Ascomycota; Sordariomycetes; Glomerellales; Glomerellaceae. The record is from RefSeq and is a predicted model, not a curated record. Gene Ontology annotation, biological process: fungal-type cell wall (1->3)-beta-D-glucan biosynthetic process. The transcript has 3 exons. Gene Ontology annotation, molecular function: 1,3-beta-glucanosyltransferase activity.
AUGCGAGUCUCCAAUCUAGUCUCGGCAUUGCCGCUUGGCACUGCCGCCGCCCUUGCACCAAUCGAGAUUGUUGGCAACAAGUUCUUCGAGGAGAACGGUAGGCAAUGGUUCAUGAAAGAUGACCCCUUGGUCGACGCCGAGCAAUGCGUCCGCGACGCCAACCUCAUGAAGACGCUGGGCACCAAUGCGAUUCGCAUCUACCACGUCGACCCCGCGGCAAACCACGACGGGUGCAUGGCGGCCUUUGACGACGCCGGCAUCUACACCCUCAUUGACUUGGACACUUUUGACUCGUACAUCCUUCCUGUCCGUGCCAAUAACCCGUACUGGAACGAAACUCAGUUCAACGCCUACGCCAAGGUGAUGGAUACCUUUGAGAAAUACGACAAUGUUCUUGGCUUCUUCAUCGGCAAUGAGAUUAUCGCGCUUAACAACCAGUCUCAGGUCGCCCCUUUUAUGAAGGCUGCUGCGCGAGACAUGAAGGCCUACCGAGAUCAGAAGGGCUACCGCAAGAUCCCUGUCGGCUACUCGGCCGCCGACAUUGCUGAGCUACGACCCAUGCUGCAGGACUACCUCACCUGUGGCGGCAAACCAGAGGACAACAUCGACUUCUUCGGGCUCAACUCGUAUGAGUGGUGCGACCCCAACACGUACAACACUUCAGGCUACACGAAUUUACAAGCCAUGGCCGAGCAGUUUCCUGUGCCCAUCUUCUUCACCGAGACGGGCUGUAUCACUGGCCAAGGCCCCAGGACCUGGGAUGACCAGGACGCCAUAUUCAGCCAACCCAUGGUGGAUGACUGGAGCGGUGCCAUGGUGUACGAAUGGAUCUACGAGGAGAACCGCUACGGUAUCGUGUCAUACGGCCCCGAGGUCUCCAAGACUAUCACGGCCGGCGACGUCUACGAUGGCUUCACCCGCAAGGGCACUCCGAUCCCUCGCUCGCCCGAAUUCCAGAACCUGCAAGCCAAGUGGGCUACCAUCACUCCUACCGGAGUCAUGAAGUCCGACUACAACCCGACCAGUGUCUCCACCCGCGAAUGUCCCAAGGCCACGGGUGGUUGGUUGGUGGAUGGAAACGUUCGCUUGCCCACUCUCGGAGAGACAUUCAGGGGCAGCUUCUCGUCGAGUCCGACGGCCACAGCCACGGCCUCGGGUACCAGCGCUUCGGCAGCGCCAACAGAAUCCGCCGAAUCCUCGGCCUCCGAGAGACCUUCAGGAUCUGGCACCAAGCAGAUCGCCGGGAUGGCUUUCGGUCUGGUUGGUGUCAUGAUCUUCUUCACCGUGUGGAUGUAG